Sodiomyces alkalinus F11 is the source of this 844-nucleotide messenger RNA. RefSeq lists its product as hypothetical. The transcript has a single exon. Bases 237 to 752 code for a protein of 171 amino acids. NCBI's taxonomy places the organism in Eukaryota, Fungi, Ascomycota, Sordariomycetes, Glomerellales, Plectosphaerellaceae. The record is from RefSeq and is a predicted model, not a curated record.
GUUCCCUCUUCCCUCUUCUCACCAUCACCGCAACCUCUUCGCCAACAGCCCACAGCAAGGUACGUCUCACUCGAAUUCUUGCUCGAGACAGUUAUAUGGAUAUCGAGAGCUCAUAGUUGGCCAAUCGCUGCGUUACAACAAACCCUCUUCACAACAACUUAUAAUCAAGCCAAGAAUUCAAAUACCUGCGGCCAGGAUUCACUAGUCCCUACCCAGCCGAUCAGAUUCUCGUCGAGAUGGCCACCGAGAGGCUUGACGCUCCUCAAAACAGAGCGGAGUCUCGCAUACGGACGCGACGACAGUUAACCAACCUGCGGGAGCACUAUGCCCACACCCUGGAGCAAUAUUCCGCCGUCGCGCAGAGAUCGAUGUUGCUGCUUGAGCGGGCAAUCGCCGAGCUCGCACAGCAGGCAGCCAACGCGGCGGCUAGUGGUGCCACGGCCGGAGGUAACGCUCAUAUGACGAGCCAGGCCUUCUGGGUAGAAGUUCGUGUGAGGUGCAGCGCUUGGGAGCGGCCGUGCAAGAACUCGGCGACUUCCCAGCGGAGAUUGAGAUGCAUGUCCAGCGUCGAGCUCUCGCGCGACGCUUGGGAUCUCGGGGAUGAUGGGUCGGACUCUUCUUACUUUUGGUCCUACCGUGUAAACCCGGGUCAAGUGGCGACUGCUCGAUGGUGGGAAAGGCCAGUGGGAUCUGAUAUUCGGGACGUGCCGCGUGCGUCGUCAAUGAUAGGAUUGUUUAGUGGCUCAGAAUAACUCAUCUCAUCGCGAAACCGAUCUCCGUCAAAGCAACGCAAGAAGGAUUAGUAGAAUCGUAGCCAACUUGUAAGGAAAUUACUCACCGACGG